Linderina pennispora is the source of this 420-nucleotide messenger RNA. RefSeq lists its product as uncharacterized. The record is from RefSeq and is a predicted model, not a curated record. The transcript has a single exon. NCBI's taxonomy places the organism in Eukaryota, Fungi, Kickxellomycota, Kickxellomycetes, Kickxellales, Kickxellaceae. Bases 129 to 383 code for a protein of 84 amino acids.
GGUCAAUGCAGGGUAGGAGAAUGUAAGGCACCGGACUCCUCUCUAUCUGCUGUUAUUGUCAUUGGUAUAUAUCCACAUAUUUGGCUGAUGUUGCUUGCAGAAAUGCAAAAUGCAAGGAUUCGCCAAGGAUGUGGCUAUCAGCAGCUUGUAAAAGCUGCGCAGCGGUGCUGUAUAGCCUUAGGAAACCUAGAAUGGCUCUAAAUAGAUUGGAUUUGAGGAUACAACACCAGAUACAACACCUACAACACGAGCUACCACAUUGUCUUGCGAGUUUACUCUAUCACAUAGCCCUUCUGAUAUCUCAUUCCAUAACAGCCAAUACAUACGGUGAUCUGGAUCAAAGAAUCAGUGCGGAGUGCGACAGUGGGCUGAGUAGGGCUUAGCAGCGCCUUUCAGGCCGUUGCAGCUCCUUGGAAGGGA